AUGGCGGAACCUACGCGUACUGAAAAGUUAGAAUUAAAGUUAAAGACAUUGCAGUUUAAACGAGAUUAUCUCUUUACGAAAGCACAAAAGUUAUUUGAUUUGUCGAGAUCUAUUAAAGAUGAUACUAAUAAGAUGCAAGGUUUUCUUGCACAAUUUGCCGAGUUAGACGGUGUCAGAACUAAGUUCGAAAAUACUGUUAUGGAGAUUUUAGAAAUUGACAUGCAACUUAAACCGGGUAUGAAAUUAUCUACGUCCCAAUUAGAUGCCUUUGAGACGUUAUACGAUAAUUGCAAUCUUGUUGCUCGAAAAUAUCAAGCUAAACAGUUGCGCGGUAGUUCGGAAAAAAAUAAUAGCGAGUUAGCUAAGCCGUCGCUUCCUAAGUUGACCUUAUUUGAAUUCAAUGGUGAUAUUGAGUCAUGGACAACCUUUUAUGACACCUUUUAUUCGCUCGUGCAUAGCCGAGACUUUGCAGACAUCGAUAAAUUUCAUUAUUUGCUUUCGUGUGUCAAGGGCAAUGCUCUUAAUAUUAUUAAAAAGUUACCUAUCACUGCAGCUAAUUAUCCGCUAGUGUGGCAAAGCUUAGUUGAUAAAUAUCAGGAUAAUCGUGCGCUAGCGGGUCGAUAUUUUGAAAAAAUGUUAAACUUUACUCCGUUAAAUAAAGACACAAGCGCAAACCUUACUUUAUUUAUAGAAACAUUCGAUCAUUCACUUAAAGCGAUUCAAGCGCUUGAAAUUGAUAAUCUAGACGACUAUUUAAUUUGCCACCUCGCUUUGAGAGGCCUUGAUACGCAUACUAGGAAGCUAUUUGAAGAAAGCCGUGAUCAGAAGGACAUUCCUAAGUUUAGCGAGUUAGUGGACUUUGUUAAUAAACAAAUUAAGGUGUUAGACCACACUUUUCCCCAGUCGUCUUCAAAUGUAGCGAAAACGAAACAGGGUAGCAAUAAUAUUAAUUUGAAAGGUACUCAAAAUUUGUCUUCGCGCCAAAAUUCAAAAUCGGUUCUUGCUACCUCGCGAGUUAAUAGGCCGAAUGACGAAAAUAAACUAAAAUUAAUAUGCCCUCAUUGCAAUCAAAAUCAUAUGAUUUAUAGGUGCGAACCUUUUAGAAAAUUGUCAGUGGACGAUCGAAUUGACCGUGUCAAUUCAUUAAGACUUUGCGGGAACUGUCUUAAGUCCCAUGAUAAAUCAGUCUGCACUAGUACUUGGACCUGUGGGGUCUGUGCAGCACCUCAUCACUUUCUUUUACACAAAGAUAUGGGCCGCGCGAGUCAGGUCAACACUUCGGCCGUACCGAUAAAACCACCCGCGCAACCCACCACGUCGCAAGCGCAGCAAGCGCUCGUGUCGGCUCGCUCCGUGAGUGACUCGACUGCGACGCAGAAUGUACUGUGUUCGAAUGCGGAGAACCAAUACGGGGUAGUUUUAGGGACUACGCGGACUCACAUUCUCGAUAUUCGCGGACAUUAUCAGGACUUCAGAGCCGUAAUUGAUUCCGGAGCACAAACUUCGUUUAUCAGCUCAGAAUGUGCCCAACGUUUGGGACUACCUCGUAAGAAAUGUCCAUUUUCUAUUUCCGGCCUUGGCGGAGAAUAUAUUAAAAAUCAAGGCAUGGUAACUUGUACCAUAAAACCGCGGCGUCAGGACCGUCCAACCUUAAUAGUGGACAUGGUCGUAGUAGCUAAGGUUGCUUCGGAAAUGCCUAACGUCAACUUCCCGUGUGACGUUAUUAAACAAUAUACCCGCUUUAACCUAGCGGAUCCAAAAUUUUACAAAAGGGCUCGAGUAGAUAUUUUGUUAGGUAACGAUGUCGUCUCGGAAAUUAUUAAAAGCCAGCCCUUAUUUGUUAAUGAUAAAAUUCCUAGUGUAAUCGAGACUGUAUUUGGUUCCGUGAUUAGCGGUAAACUUAUUAUAGAUUCCAAAGAUCAACUUAACGGUGCGGCACAAAAUUAUUUUUUAUCAAUUACGGAGGAUGAGUCACUGGACAAAACGUUACGUGCCUUCUGGUCUAUCGAAGAAGUUCCGUGCACACCUUCGAUAAACCCCCUCGAUCAGUUAGCCGAAGACAUCUUUGUUAAAGAGCACUCGCGGGAACCGAGCGGCCGUUACAUAGUGCCGCUUCCCCGCGUGCCGAAUCAUCCGCCACUCGGUAACUCGCGCACCGCGGCUGAGCGGAGAUUGUUGCUCACGGAGCGCAGGCUUGCGCGCACACCGUCACUGUCGCAGGCGUACGCCGCGUUCAUGCGGGAAUACGAGGCGCUCGACCACAUGGAGCUAUAUGUAGGCGCGGCGCCUAGUAAAUAUAUAAUCCCUCAUCAUAAUAUAUUGAGACCGGGUUCUUCUUCGACCCCUCUAAGAGUAGUUUUUGAUGGGUCCUGUCGGAGCACCGAUAAUAAUAUAUCGCUCAACGACAUAUUGUUGACCGGGCCAAAUCUGUAUCGCGACAUUUCGGCGAUCAUUUUAAAUUUUCGUCUUUUUAAUUACUGCCUUGUGUGCGAUGUAUGUAAAAUGUACCGAGCGAUAAGACUAAAGGAAUCCGAUCGUGGCUAUCAGCACAUAUUAUAUCGUUCAUCUCCCACUGAAGCGAUUAAAUUAUACGAAUUAAAAACCGUUACCUACGGACUGAGUUGUUCACCGUUUUUAGCUAUCCGUACCUUAAUUCAAUUAGCGCAAGAUGAAGAGGAGCGUUUCCCGUUAGCAGCUCAGGUAAUUCGAGAAGGAGUUUACAUGGAUGACAUUCUAUAUUCUUGUAAUACGUACGUAGAGGCCUGCACGAUGCAGGACCAACUGAUCGGUAUAUUUGAAAGCGGACAGUUUUUAUUAAAAAAGUGGACGAGUAACAACGUGGAAUUACUUGAGCGCGUUCCCACUGAUCACAGGGAAUGCCCCGUGACCUUUAUAAAAGAUGGAAACGAAUGCACUGUUAAGGUGCUAGGCUUGACUUGGGUACCUCUGUCUGAUAACUUUGUUUUUUCUAUUUCCAAAACAGAUCCUGUAUUAACUAAACGGUCAGUCUUGAAACUCUUGGCAUCAAUUUAUGACCCGGUCGGUUUUAUCGCUCCAUGCACUUUCAUUGCAAAGUCAAUUAUGCAGGAGCUAUGGAAGCUAGGCCUCGGGUGGGACGACCCACUACCACGCGAAAUCGGUGAUCGCUGGGCAUCGUAUAUUGCGGAGUUACCACGUUUAGCUGAGAUACCUAUUGCGCGGCACAUGCUGUUGCCCGGACAGACGGAAUGUGAGUUAGUCGGGUUUUGCGAUGCGUCAUCGCGCGGGUACGCAGCCUGCUUAUACGUUAUCUCUAGAAAUGAACUAGGUAACGUUAAAGUCUGCUUAGUAGCGGCGAAAUCGAAGGUUGCCCCGGUUAAACCAUUGACGAUUCCUCGCUUAGAGCUCAUGGGAGCUGUUUUACUAAGUAAAUUAUUAAGAUUUAUUUGUGAUAAUAUAAAACGAGUUAAAAUUACCCGAAUCACAGCGUUAACUGACGCGACAAUCGUAUUGUCGUGGCUUCAUACAGAAGCCUAUAAAUUAAAAACAUUUGUUUGUAACCGUGUUACACAAAUUACCGAGGUCGUACCUUCUUAUAUGUGGCGGCAUGUUAACAGCGAGAAUAAUUUAGCGGACGUUUGUUCACGUGGAGUUUCACCGUCGCAGCUUGUGGCUGAAAGCUCGCGGUGGCUACAGGGCCCUGAUUGGUUAUACCAGCCCCCCACGGAAUGGCCUGUGUCUGUUUUUAUUCAGGACCACGAAUCGCAACCCCCUGAAUUAAAACUGUCACAGAAUUUAUUUGCCAAACAAGUUAUACUUGACCAACCGGAGACCAAAGCAGAAUUUUGUGAACGUUUGUUAAAUAGAUUUUCAUCAUAUACGAAAUUACAGAGAUCCAUCGCUUGGAUUCUUAGAUUUCGCAAUAGGAUACACGCACCUAUCCAGUCACGAUGCUUGAACACUGAGGAAUUAAAUGCAGCUCAAGAAGCACUGAUCCGUUUGGUACAAGAGUCUUACUUUACGGAUGAAAUAGAUCGUUUAUCUAAAAAUAUUACUUUUAUUCCGUCUCUUAAAAAACUAUCUCCUUUUCUUGAUGCAGGGGGCUUUCUCAGGGUAGGGGGUCGUAUCACCUAUUCGGAAUUGCCUUACAAUUCUAAACAUCCACGUCUUUUACCGAAAGAUAGUUUGUUUACUAGAUUAUUAAUUGAAUAUUAUCAUAAAAAAUAUUUACAUGUAGGGCCGCGCACGCUUCAAAGUAUAUUAUCAGAACAAUAUUGGAUAUUAUCCGCUCGUAGCAUUAUUAGAUCUGUCUUAUCUAAAUGCAAGGUUUGUUUUAAAAAUAAACCGCCUCUUUUGCAACCAGAGAUGGCGCCACUGCCACCGACUCGGCUGCUCCCUCAUAAAGUAUUUGAGCAUGUAGGGGUAGACCUUGGCGGCCCAUUUUUUGUUAAAGAGGGCUUGCGCAGAAAUGCAAGGGUUUCCAAGUCUUACCUAGCCUUAUUCAUUUGCUUUUCUACCAAAGCCGUUCAUUUAGAACUCCUAUCUUCGUUGACGGCCGAUUGUUUCCUAGGAUGCCUUGACAGGAUGGUAUCUAGAAAAGGACUAUGUCAGACCCUGUACUCUGAUCAGGGAACUAAUUUUAUUGCAGCCAGUAAGCAUUUAACAGAAGUACAGAGAUUUCUACGCGAUAGCGAGGCUAUUCUGGAUGGUUGUGCUCAACGGCAAAUUUCGUGGAAAUUCAAUGUACCUAGCGCACCCCAUAUGGGAGGUCUUUGGGAAGCGGGAAUCAAAGCUGCUAAAUACCAUUUAGUACGCUGUGUAGGAGACAGGUCUUUGACAUUCGAAGAGCUGUCAACGGUUUUCUGCAAAGUCGAAGCUAUCUUAAACUCUCGACCAUUGUGUCCAUUACCAGCUAGCGAUAAUCCGGACGAAUUUAACGUAUUAACUGCGGGACAUUUUCUUAUUGGAAAAGGUCUAACGGCCGUGCCGGAAUAUAACCUGGAAGAAGUUCCGGUCAGUAGACUGUCUCGUUGGCAGUAUAUUCAGAAAAGUUCCCAAUUAUUCUGGAAACGCUGGAGUCGCGAAUACUUAAACACUUUGCAACAAAGAGCAAAAUGGUUCACAUCUAAGGGUAACCUUAAUGUGGGCGAUUUAGUUCUUAUUAAAACGGAUAAUGCCCCGCCAUGUCAUUGGCCCUUGGGUAGAAUAGAAGUAUUACACCCAGGCGCCGAUGGUAUUGUUCGUUGCGUUACGUUACGCACUCAAAAGAGCAGGUUACAAAGACCUGUGAACAAAUUAAGCCCUUUACCUUAUGUUGAUUAA
Pararge aegeria (speckled wood butterfly) is the source of this 5301-nucleotide messenger RNA. RefSeq lists its product as uncharacterized. The transcript has a single exon. The record is from RefSeq and is a predicted model, not a curated record. Gene Ontology annotation, biological process: DNA integration; proteolysis. Bases 1 to 5301 code for a protein of 1766 amino acids. Lineage: Eukaryota; Metazoa; Arthropoda; Insecta; Lepidoptera; Nymphalidae. Gene Ontology annotation, molecular function: aspartic-type endopeptidase activity; nucleic acid binding.